This is a messenger RNA of Suillus fuscotomentosus, 483 nucleotides long. RefSeq lists its product as uncharacterized. The transcript has 4 exons. The coding region runs from base 1 to 483 and encodes 160 amino acids. Lineage: Eukaryota; Fungi; Basidiomycota; Agaricomycetes; Boletales; Suillaceae. The record is from RefSeq and is a predicted model, not a curated record.
AUGUACCAUGAUUGGUACUCAUCGCUUCUGCAGGAUCUCACCCCUCCCACUCUCGAACCAAAUUUUGGGCAGCCUUCCAAUUCAGGGAUCGUAGAAGGAAGUUCUACUAACGAAGCUGAACAUCUCGACCCGAAGGUUGUGCACAAUAGAAUCGCCAAUGCUAACAAAAGUCUCGCAGACGCUGGCCACUUCCCAACAAUACUCCAAGAUGCUUCUUCUGCGACCAAUGACCUACCAUCUUUUUCUGAUACAAUUGAUAUGUUCUCCGUGUUGCUCAAACCCUUGAAGGCAUUCAACUCCAUCGCCAAUGCGAUUGCAGAUGUCCAUCCCUAUGCGAAGGUGGCGCUGAGCAUCUUCACUUGCGCUUCCAAGAUGAUUCUCAAUCAGGCACACCGUGAUGACGCUGUUUCCCUUCUGCUCUCAAAGAUAUCUGAAGUCUAUACUUUCAUCACGGAGGAGGAGGAAUUGGCCAAGAUCUACUAG